Messenger RNA from Cooperia oncophora, 555 nucleotides. The record is from the annotation of a GenBank genome assembly. Lineage: Eukaryota; Metazoa; Nematoda; Chromadorea; Rhabditida; Trichostrongylidae.
AUGCGACCCGAAGCUAUUCAAAAUGAACGUGACCGAAUUGGAAGUACAAAGCGUCGGAAGCGCACGUCAACAAAUCAAGACGAUACCUCGGAUUCUGAAAGCAUUCCAUCGCCAAAAAUGGACUCAAACGCGAGUGCAUCAUGUCGACUUCUUCAAAUGCUCGUCGACGUUGAACAGCGUGCCCUUAGCAGCCAAAAUAUGGAUAGGCUCUUACGAGAAGAUACUGAAUGCCGUACCAGUAGACAACGAACAGUCAACCAUAUAAUUGGUUGGGCGAACAUGCUACACCCUUUGCCAGAAAUACCAUUUGUUGACAAAAUGCAAUUGCUGAAGCAAUUUUCGCCAUCAUUUGCUCUUCUGAGUACCAUGCAAAGAAGUAUGUCACUACCGCAUUUACUACUACCGAAUGACGAGAUUCUUGUGCUGUCUGCUUCACAUGCACCAUCCGUGGUUACGGUACUCUCUCGUGUAUUCGAAGAAUUGCUUACCCCACUUCGGCGAUUACGCGCUGAUCAGGCCGGAAUUCAGUUGUCUCAAGGCUCUGCUUCUGCUUAA